UAUUUUGAUAUGACUUGCAUUGGCAUGUAUUAUCAUAUAUUAUAGAUUUUGAUGUGCCUAUUUAAAAUUGAGUAAUGUUAGCAUGAUUUAUUAUUUGCAGCAGUAAUGAUAUCUGAAACCGUAUCUGAAGUUCAUUUGUUAAGUGGUGGCAACUAUAAAGAAUGGAAAGAUAAGAUUCUCUUUCACUUGGGGUGUGCAGACUUUGACUAUGCUCUUUGUAGGGAAGAGUCUCCAACACCUACUGAUACUAGUUCUCAAGCCGAGGUAGCAUUAUACGAACGGUGGGAGAAAUCCAACCGUUUAAGUAUGAUGUUUAUUAAGUCUCGUAUUUCAGCUAGUAUCCGAGGUUCAAUUCCUGAUUGUAGGAAUGUCAAGGAUUAUAUGAAGGCUAUUGAUGAACAAUUUGAGUCUUCUAGUAAGGCACUUGCAAGCACCCUAAUGGCACAAUUGACAUCUAUGAGGCUUACCAGCGUAAGAGGUGUGCGUGAACACAUCAUGAGGUUGAGAGACAUUACAACACAACUGAAAGCUUUAGAGGUUGAGAUCUCUGACUCAUUUCUGGUGCAUCUUAUUCUAAAUUCUCUUCCUGCCCAGUACGGACCAUUUAAGAUUUCUUAUAACACACAUAAGGAAAAAUGGUCCAUUAAUGAAUUACUGGUGAUGUGUGUGCAAGAGGAAGGAAGGCUAAUUCAGAAACUUGGUAAAAGUGCAUUAUUAGUGACAAAUGAGGGUAGUAAAAAGCAAGCUCAUAAGAAGAAAGAAAAGGGUAUUGUAUCCCAUCCUAUGAAGAAAGAAGGUGCACGGUGUUUCUUUUGUAAAAAGAAAAGACACAUGAAGAAGGAGUGCCCAAAAUUUAAAGUUUGGCUUGAAAAGAAAGGGUUUCAUAAGGAAAAGGAAACCGAUAGGAAGUGAACUAAGCAUCUAUAUGGACAAUCGGAUGCGUUCACGUGUGGAAGCUAUUGGAACAUUUAGACUUGUAUUAAGUACUGGUUGUAUUUUAGAUUUAGAAAAAACCCUUUAUAUUAUAAAUUUUUCUAAAAAUUUGAUUUCUUUAUCUAAGUUUGUAAACAAGGAUUAUGUAUAAAUUUUUA
This is a messenger RNA of Arachis ipaensis, 1091 nucleotides long. RefSeq lists its product as uncharacterized. Lineage: Eukaryota; Viridiplantae; Streptophyta; Magnoliopsida; Fabales; Fabaceae. Gene Ontology annotation, molecular function: nucleic acid binding; zinc ion binding. The record is from RefSeq and is a predicted model, not a curated record.